CUUCAGGUCUCCACUAAUGGAGUGAAAAUACAGUUUCUCUGGAGCUUAGAAGUAGCAAAAGGUUAAAUUGGCGAAAUCAAGCAGCCAACACAGACCGAGGACAGACACACGAACAGGAGCGUGCAGAAAUGUCUCCCUUCGAAAAUAAAGGACUCCUGCUGGGUAUAAUGGCAGGGACUGCUGGAUUAAGCCUGGUGGUGGUUUGGUACCGCAAGAUCCGAAAACGUGGGGCAGCUGUGCGUGUACGUGCGUUCCAGGGUAUAGGUAACAGACUUAACUCUGUGGGCUUGCAAAAUGAGGCUCCUAAUGAGCAAGGAGCGGUGAUGGUUUUACAUGGGAGGCAACUGCAGAUAUUAGAAAAAUUGAAUGGCCUGCUACUAAGUGUGGACGAACUGAAGAGAGAGGUGGAAUUUCUGAAAGAAGCUAUUCCAAAGCUUGAAGAGCUUGUUCGAAAUGAGCUUCAAGGGAAAGGUGAUGUUCAGAGAGUUAGCCCGUCACACAGAGCAACAAGGCGGAGAAAAGCUGAGACAACUUCUGGUGCAAGAGAAACUACCAGCUCUGAGGAGGCGGAAAGUGAAGGAGGUUAUCUUACAGCUCAUACUGAUUCUGAAGGAGACUCUGAGGAAGAAAAGAGAUGUAUGAAGCCACCUGAUGCCAUGGUGAAAUCAGAAGAAGAAGAAGAGUUACUUAAUUUUUUACAACAGGUGGACAAUUUGCACAAGGGUUCAGAGGAUGAUAAAAAAAGGGGCUUCAGACUGCUGCUUGAGAAAGCUAACAAGUAUGAAAACUGUGUGGACUUUCUGUGGAGACUUGCACGUGCUUAUGGAGAUCUGUUUGAGAUGACUACUGAUGCUGAGGAGAAGAGGAACUAUGUUAUUGAUGGAAAGAUUAAAGCUGAAAAGGCUGUUCAGCUGGAUGAUGGGAGUGCUGAGAGUCACCAGUGGUUUGCAAUUAUGUGUGGCUAUAUGUCUCAGUUUGAAAGUGUACAAAACAAAAUCAGGAAUGGUUAUCUCUUUAAGGAGCAUCUAGACAAGGCGAUUGAACUUAAGCCUCAAGAUCCCUUUUUAUAUUACCUCAAUGGAAGAUGGUGUUAUUCAGUAGCUCAGUUGUCUUGGAUUGAAAAGAAGGUAGCUACUGCUCUCUUUGGGACUCCACCAACUUCAACAGUAGAAGAAGCACUGCAGAAUUUCCUUAAGGCAGAAGAAAUGCAUCCAGGAUAUUCCAAAUGCAAUUAUGUGUAUUUGGCAAAGUGCUAUAAAGAUCUUGGCCAGAAAAACAAUGCACUGAAGUACUGUGAUUCUGCACUGUCAAUUCUCUCAGUUACUAAUGAGUCUCUAUCUCUGCUCCUGAAAGCCGUGGUUUGUGAUUCUUGUCAAGGGCAGUAUGUUGGCUGCAGCAGAGGAAGAUGAGUUAUUCAAGGAUAAAGAGGCCCAGAAAGACUUAGAGGCUUUACUUCUCACUCUGAAGCUCUGAUACCGCCUACUUUUUAACUCUUCAUGCUGUAACAAAAUUGCAAAACUAAAAUGAGAAUCUACAGGGGCUGGAAACUGGAAGUGAAUUUCAGCUAAGUCAAUGGGAAAACAGUCAUUGAUUUUGGUUGGCAUGGAUCAUGGCCUUUAAGCAUUUGGCGAUUAUGAUAUGAAAAUAAUACACUGAUUUUUGAUUAUUUAUAAUCUUGUUCUGAAGUGUAAUUUUAGGUUGCUGACACUGUGAGUCUGAUUCUCUGAGCAUGAAGUCCACUGCUGGCAAUGGACAUACUGGGGAUUAGAAUGCAAAAUGCAUAAAUCUCACUCUUUGAAAGAUUAAUCAAUUAGUACGUGAUGCCAGCAUAGAACUGUGUAUAGCAUAAACAAACAAUGUUUCUAUAGUAAAUUAUAUUUAUAUCAACCAAUUUACACAGAUGUGUACAGAAGAAAAUCAUGAAUAUUUAUGUUUACACAUUUCUCUACUCUUAUAAAAUUAUAAUCUUGUUGAAGUUAAAGAAAGCUGUUGCCUCCACAAAACUCUUUUUACUUUAAACCUACUGUUCAUUUUACAUUGAAGGGGGAAAAUUUUAUAAAUUAAAUAUUAAAGCUUUAAUUUAUUUGUAACAUCAAGUACAAUAUUAAAGAUCAGACCAAUGAAAUUACGUGGUUUAGAUUAAUAUAUGUGACAUUUAAUGGAUUAGUAUCAAGACUUCAAGUUUGUGAAUGCUGGCUCUUUCUCUUUGAAGAGUUGCCUUGCGUGGUGGCAUCAGUGUGUCUUUGGAAAACCUAGUCCAACAUGUGUCCAUCAUUAGGCUUUUAUAUCAUUUAUGUAGCAUAACCUGUACAUAAAAAUAGACUACUUAAAGACCUACUACUUCUGUCUGUGUGUGUAGGACAGCAGUGCUUGCAAUAAAAUGUAACAGCUGGGGAAAGAAUUUCCAUUCACCACUGGACUGAUCCAGAAUUCACCAAAGUCUGUAAAAGAAUAAAAGCCAAUUUUCAUUGGCUUUUAAUUCAGGAUCUUAAUUUAGAUGCAGGGAAUGUAUCUGGAAUAAGUAUGCAUUUCUGUUAAAGGAAAUAAAAUUGGAUAAGGACAACUACAUAUUCCUGCGAUCUAUUUGAUGUGUAAGAUAACAUGGUUUAUGGCAAAAACAGGGAGAUCUUCACAAAUUGAAAUAUGCAUUUUAAUUGUUUUUAAUGUUUAUUCUGUGGAAAAAUAGUUUCUAUACAUCUUUCUCAAUUCAAGAAUGCUUUUAUUUUAAUACACAAUUUCAGAGAGAAGGGGAAAUACCAUGAAAGAUAAAUCCUAUCAAACAGUUUCUUCUGUGACAGAAUGUUUUGAUUCACACAGAAUAAUUGACUUGUGAACGUAGAAGCUGGAAAAGUGACACAAAAGACUUUACCAAAGGGGUUUUUGGUAAAGUCUGCUUUUGACAUUUUCAUAGCCAAUGUAGAAAGCAUAGUUUAAAUGGAUCUACAAGAGUUAUUUGUGCUAGGGUUGUUGUUAACAGUUCACUCUCACCUAGGAAGAUGUAAUAAGAAGGCCUUUACUUAAGUCAGUUUUAUGCUAAUUUAUAUACUUUAUAAAACAAAUUGGAUUAUGCAAUAGAUACCUCAUUUACAAGUAAUUAUUGAUUAUAAAGCCUGAAAGUGUAUCAGAGGAAUAGAUUACAACAAGAAGUUAUUUAAAUUAGUUGCUGAAAUUAGGUAACAUAAGUAGGAUUUGCUCUAGUAAGGGCAAAUAUAAGGUGUUGAAUUCAAGUAAAUAACAGAAAGAGGAUGGAGGAGACCUAACUAGUUAUGGCAAUUCUGUUGAAAAGGACAUGCGUAUUCCAGUGAAUGGCAAAUUAAUCAUGGGUCAAUAAUGUCAUGUUUUUGUGAAAAAGCAUAUUUCAUGCUAGACUGAAUAAAUAAGCAUAUCCCAUUAAAUUCACAUGAAAUAACCUUUUACUCUAAUUAGGCCUAAUAAGGUCUAAUGAGGUCUGAGCUGGAAUACUAUAUCUGGUUUCAGGCACCACACUUCACGGAGGUUGGGGGCUAGUUGGAUAGAGUCCAGUGGAGAGAGACAAGAAAGAUGAGAGUGCUAGACAAGAUUAUUUUGUAUGUAGAAAUUGAAAGAAUUUGGUGUGUUUAGUCUGUAGGAGCAAGGACUAAAGGAGUAUUGACAUUUUUAAAAAGCUAUUGCAGAGAAGACAGUAAAAAAACAACCCCAAACCUUGUUCUCCAAACUCCGUGUUCAUAGAACAAGAGGUAACUGCCUACCUUCAGAUUAAGCAUUAGGAGAAAAUAAUCCUGGCGAUAACUGUGCAAAGCCCUGCAAUACAUUUUCUGAGAAUAUUAUAAGAUCAUUCACUUAAAUUUUAAUAUAAAAGUUAAAUAAGACUUUAAACAUUGGCAGUGCUUUAGACACAGUUCAUCCUCUGGCAGAGGUUGGACUAGAUGACUUCUUAAGAUCCCUCCUGGCCUUGCCAUCCCUGGGGAGCGCAUGACUCCAGAUCCCUAUGAGCCACAGGCACUCCUGCUGGGGUUCAGAAGUUGGUGGGCUGUUUGCACACUCUGGCUCUGCAUUUGGGCCCAGACUAAGGAAUGAGUUUGUACUCUGAAACAUUUACCAGCAUGUUUCAAGACUUGAAGUUAAAGACAUGCAUCAUAUCUGCCCUUGACUUUAUUUAUCACAAAUGUGGUUUUAAUCCACAUUUUAAAUAAAAUUUCUGAUUUUAUAAAUUAAAUUACCCAUCUUUCUUUCUAGCCUUCUGAAUUAAACCCAUUCUUCUGUUUUAAUUUUGGCUCACUACUAGUCUAUGUGUGGAAUUACAAAGUAACAUCUGAGAGAGAAAAGGCUGGUUUUAAUUAUUCAUUCUAAGUUGUCUUUGAUAGUUCACAGAAAUAUUCCUCACACAGGUAAGACACUGCUGGUUUAUGCAGCUAAGAUAUUUUGUGCUUUUAACAGUUUUAUUAGUUAGUGUACAUGAGCAUUCUCAUUUUUUUGUUUCCACUUUGCUAAUCUGAGAACUUUUAAAAUUGAAGCAUGUUCCCUAAAUUGUUCCCUAAUUGCUCCUUGAAAUAAAGCUUUUGCAUUUAGUUGUAGGCCUAGGCUAUCUGUUCUCUGUGUCAUACCAGCUGGAGAAAAAGCAAGUAUAGCUCCAGAGGGCCAUAUGUUUUCUUUUUUCUUUAAAAUAUCUACAAGCAGACAGUCACUUCCGUAGUUUUGUCUCCAUGGAGGAACUAGAUUCUGUGAUUCUCUGAGUCUGUAUUAACCCCUGCAGGCUUUUAAGCCAUAUGGAACAGAUGGGACUACAGGCUUCCUGAAGCCAUGGUGCCUGGGCUGUGGUACCCACAACUCCUUCAGUUCUUCUACUGUGGCAUCUCGUUUGGUCUCUGCUCCAGUACAAACACUGUAAAUUACCUGGCAGAAUUUGUCUCUUUACAUACUUUUAAAAGGUGAGUUCUGGGGGCCUUGGUCUGGUACCAGGAUUCAUGUGCUUCAUUACAGUUAAAACUACUAGUUCUGCCUUCCUUGAUAAUUGACAUAAUUUUUAUUUCUUGUGAAGCUAAGUGUUCUGUCACUGAAUCCUGAUCCCUUUGUGAUUAUCUCCCUGCAACAGCAGGUAAUCAUGAAGCAAGUUAUAAAUUUUUUGUAGCAAUUGACCACAGACACAUUGUGGAAAUGGUUACAGUGAUACACUGUCAUACUACUUGUUUAAAUUACUCUCUUUUCUUUUGCUGAGUCGGGAUGAGAUACUCCUUUCUGUGUAGUAAUAUCAAUACACUGAUUUCUGAAUUGGGAAGCUGUCCAGCAGUGGUGAGUAGCUGAUGAUUGAAAGGGACAAGUCCUAUGUCCAAUUAAAAAAAGAAACCACCUAAAUCCACACCUACAACCCUGUUAUUAUGGUAGUAAAAGCCUGAACUAAAGAACCCCAAACAAACAGAAAAACAAAAAAACUAAACCAACACUGAAACCAAAGCAUCAAGAGAAGAAAUCCAUGAAAAAGUGGCUACCAGAGAUCCAGUCAUGUUCAACCCAAACAUAUCAGCUUAUCUGGAUCUACUUAUCUUCGGCCAUCACUACCUGAACACCUUCCACCUGAAGUACCUAGGAGUGUAGGGAGGUAUUGUGAAUUCCCGGAAGAUCCAUGGGUUUUCUGGAAUUUUCCUGGACAGAGUGUCCAACAGUGGUAGUGGAGGGUAGUCCUGUGGUCGGUGUUCUUUCUGCAGUGUGCACAACAGUGCAUUCCAUCUACUCCAAAUCACAAAAUCCUACGGUAAUGUGACAAAAUUGUAUUGCAGCAUUCAUCCAGUGCAAACUCAAGAAGGAGUAGCUCUGAAGGGCCAACAUUGUUGUUUGCUUUUUUUCCUCUGUACAUUCUUAUUUUCCAGCACUUCUGCUUCUUACAGACUUCCAAGUUCCUUGGAGAAGAAACAAUCAAACUGUCUUGACAAUACAAAAAGAAGUAAGCUUUUCUGGCCCUGUCUAUGUUUGUGUAACCCAUGCAUGUGUGAUGCUGGGAAAUGAAGCACUGAAACUAAGAAUGUGAAACAUUAAUAAUUCUUUUGGAGGAAAUAUUUUACUCAUUUCAUUAAAAUAAACAACCAGUUAUUCUAAAAGUA
Molecule: messenger RNA, 6074 nt
Organism: Pseudopipra pipra
Lineage: Eukaryota; Metazoa; Chordata; Aves; Passeriformes; Pipridae
Gene: RMDN2
Product: regulator of microtubule dynamics 2
Exons: 12
Coding region: 129-1409 (426 amino acids)
Cellular component (GO): spindle microtubule; mitotic spindle pole; cytoplasm
Molecular function (GO): microtubule binding
Source: RefSeq, a predicted model, not a curated record